CCCUUCGAAGCAAAGCCAAAUUAACAAAUCUUUUCGAUUUUACUUCUCCCUCGCCUCUACUUUUUUGCUUACAGUAUGCCAGAAGACACAGAGUACCGCUGUUUUAUUGGUAACCUUUCAUGGUCUACAUCUGAUAGGGGCCUAAAAGAUGCAUUUGAAAAGUUUGGAAAUCUUCUUGAGGCUAAGGUAGCUACUGACAAGUUUUCUGGCCGUUCUCGUGGAUUUGGAUUUGUCACUUUUGAUGAGAAAGCAGCAAUGGAAGAAGCUAUUGAAGCAAUGAAUGGAAUGGAUUUGGACGGGCGGAAUAUAACUGUUGAUAGAGCUAAACCUCAACAAGGGUCAGGGAGAGAUUAUGAUGGUGACCGUAGCCGUGAUCGUGGACGUGAUCGUGACCACGAUCGUAGCCGGGGCUAUGAUGGCAGUCGUGGAUCUAAUGGUGGGGAGUGUUUUAAGUGUGGGAAACCUGGACACUUUGCUAGGGAGUGUCCUAGUGAUGGGGCUAGGGGGGGUAAGUAUAAUGGUAGGGGUGAUCGUUAUGGUGGUGGUAGUGAUGGUGGCCGUUAUGGUCCUGAUCGAAAUGGAGACAGGUUUGGUGGGCGCAGCAGAGAUGCAGGUAGUCGAGGGGGGUCUGGUAGUGACAGAUAUAAUCGUGAUCGUUCUGGACCAUAUGAGCGCCGUGGAGCUGGAGGUCCUCGUUCUGGAUAAGAUGACUUUUUGUGCUGAUGAACCAGGGUUGCUGCUUUUAUGGCAAAGCAUGAAGUUUUAUUUUAUUUUAUUUUAUUUUAUUAUCUUUUUUACAGGAUGUUCUCUCUUCGUUGUUUUGUGGGGUGGAACAAUAUAGUAGUUCAGUCCUUUCACCUUUGAAGUGUGAACUUGGCACAAAUCUUCAACUAUUUAUGUGUUCCUAAA
Molecule: messenger RNA, 909 nt
Organism: Gossypium arboreum
Lineage: Eukaryota; Viridiplantae; Streptophyta; Magnoliopsida; Malvales; Malvaceae
Product: glycine-rich RNA-binding protein RZ1A-like
Exons: 4
Coding region: 76-705 (209 amino acids)
Molecular function (GO): zinc ion binding; RNA binding
Source: RefSeq, a predicted model, not a curated record